UUGUUCUUCAAUCAUGGCGGCCGCGGUGGCGUCCGGCUUCUGGCUCUGGGCUGCUGUGCUGCUCGUCCCUGCGGCCGCGGUCUACGAAGACCAAGUGGGCAAGUUUGACUGGAGACAGCAGUAUGUUGGGAAGAUCAAGUUUGCCUCCUUGGAGUUUUCCCCUGGAUCCAAGAAGUUGGUCGUGGCCACAGAGAAGAAUGUGAUUGCUGCGUUAAAUUCUAGGACUGGAGAGAUCUUGUGGCGCCAUGUUGACAAAGGCACAGCAGAAGGGGCUGUGGAUGCCAUGCUGGUCCAUGGACAAGAUGCAAUCACUGUAUCCAAUGGAGGGCGCCUCAUGCGUUCUUGGGAGACCAACAUCGGGGGCCUGAACUGGGAGAUAACUCUGGACAGUGGCAGUUUCCAGGCCCUUGGGCUGGUGGGCCUUCAGGAGUCAGUGAGGUACAUUGCGGUUCUGAAGAAGGCCACCCUCACCCUCCAUCACCUCUCCAGUGGGCACCUGAAGUGGGUGGAGCAUCUGCCAGAAAGUGACAGCAUCCUCUACCAGAUGGUGUAUUCCUAUGGUUCCGGGGUGGUCUGGGCCCUUGGCAUCGUUCCCUUCAGCCAUGUGAACAUCGUCAAGUUUAACGUGGAGGAUGGAGAGAUUGUUCAGCAGGUCAGGGUUUGGACUCCAUGGCUGCAGCACCUCACUGGGGCUUGUGGUGUGGUAGAUGAGGCUGUCCUGGUAUGCCCAGACCCCAGCUCACACUCACUGCACACGUUGGCCCUGGAGACGGAGUGGGAACUGCGACAGAUCCCCCUGCAGUCUCCUGACUUAGAAUUUGGAAGUGGAUUCCAGCCUCAAGUGAUGCCCACACAACCCAGCCCAGUGGCUCCUUCUCGGGCUCAGUUCUUCCUGCAGUUGUCCCCGGGCCACUACGCUCUACUGCACUACCACCAUGGUGCCGUGACUCUGCUCAAGAACUUCCCCCAGGCCACGCUGGUCAGCUUUGCCACCACAGGGGAGAAGACAGUGGCUGCAGUCAUGACCUGUCGCACUGAAGUGCAAAAACCUGUCAGUGCUGGAGAUGGGUCUGUGGCGAGCUUUCCUGAGACUUCUGGUGCACAGGACUCUCUGGCUUGCUUCAACCAGACCUACACCAUUAACCUGUACUUAGUGGAGACAGGUCGGCGGCUACUAGACACUUCCAUUUCCUUCAGCCUGGAGCAGAAGGGCACUCGACCUGAGCAGCUGUACAUCCAGGUGUUCUUGAAGAAGGACGACUCGGUGGGCUACCGGGCCUUGGUGCAGACACAGGACCAUCUGCAGCUUUUCCUGCAGCAGCUUGCUGGGAAGGUGGUGUUGUGGAGCCGAGAGGAGUCUCUGGCGGAAGUUGUAUGCCUGGAGAUGGUGGAUCUCCCCCUGACUGGAGCACAGGCUGAGCUGGAAGGAGAAUUUGGCAAGAAGGCAGCGAUUCAAGAUGGCUUGCUGGGGAUGUUCCUGAAACGCCUGUCGUCCCAGCUCAUCCUGCUCCAGGCCUGGACUUCUCACCUCUGGAAAAUGUUCUACGAUGCUCGGAAGCCCCGAAGCCAGAUUAAGAAUGAGAUCAACAUUGACACAUUGGCUAGAGAUGAGUUCAACCUGCAGAAAAUGAUGGUGAUGGUAACAGCCUCAGGCAAGCUCUUUGGCAUCGAGAGCAGCUCUGGCACCAUUCUGUGGAAGCAGUAUCUGCCCAGUGUUAAGCCAGACUCCUCCUUUAAGCUGAUGGUGCAGAGGACUACUGCCCAUUUCCCCCACCCACCACAGUGCACGCUGCUGGUGAAGGACAAGGAAACAGGAAUGAGCUCUCUGUUUGUCUUCAACCCCAUUUUUGGCAAGUGGAGCCAGGUAGCUCCCCCAGUGCUGAAGCGCCCCAUAUUGCAGUCACUGCUUCUCCCAGUCAUGGAUCAAGACUAUGCCAAGGUGUUGCUGUUGGUGGAUGAUGAAUACAAGGUCACAGCUUUCCCAGCUACUCGGAAUGUCUUGCGACAGCUGCAUGAACUUGCCCCCUCCAUCUUCUUCUACUUGGUGGAUGCAGAACAGGGGCGCCUCAGUGGAUAUCGGCUUCGAAAGGAUCUCACUACAGAACUGAGUUGGGAGCUGACCAUUCCCCCAGAAGUGCAGCACGUAGUCAAGGUGAAGGGGAAGCGCAGCAGCGAGCACGUGCACUCCCAGGGCCGGGUGAUGGGGGAUCGAAGUGUGCUCUACAAGAGUCUGAACCCCAACUUGCUGGCUGUGGUGACAGAGAGCACGGAUGUCCACCACGAGCGCACCUUUAUUGGCAUCUUCCUCAUUGAUGGUGUCACUGGUCGCAUCAUCCACUCCUCCGUGCAGAAGAAGGCCAGGGGCCCUGUCCACCUUGUGCAUUCAGAGAACUGGGUGGUGUACCAGUACUGGAAUUCUAAGGCUCGGCGCAAUGAGCUGACAGCCCUGGAGCUCUAUGAGGGCACUGAGCAGUACAAUGCCACUGCCUUCAGCUCCCUAGACCGACCCCAGCUGCCUCAGGUCCUCCAGCAGUCCUACAUAUUCCCCUCUUCCAUCAGUGCCAUGGAAGCCACCAUCACUGAGAGGGGCAUCACCAGUCGGCACUUGCUCAUUGGGCUGCCUUCUGGAGCAAUCCUUUCCCUCCCCAAGGCCUUGCUGGAUCCCCGGCGCCCAGAGAUCCCAACAGAACAAAGCAGAGAAGAGAACCUGAUCCCAUAUUCUCCAGAUGUUCAGGUACAUGCAGAGCGAUUCAUCAACUAUAACCAGACAGUCUCUCGAAUGCGAGGCAUCUAUACAGCGCCCUCAGGCCUGGAGUCCACUUGUUUGGUUGUGGCCUAUGGUUUGGAUAUUUACCAAACUCGAGUUUACCCGUCCAAGCAGUUUGAUGUCCUGAAAGAUGACUACGACUAUGUGCUCAUCAGCAGUGUCCUUUUUGGCCUGGUUUUUGCCACCAUGAUCACAAAGAGGCUGGCACAGGUGAAACUCCUCAAUCGAGCCUGGCGGUAAAAUGGGAGCACCCUGCCAGAGUGGAGCCUCUGGAAGAGGGACAGCUAAGGAACUAUGGCCAUGGACUGUUGGAUCGCUGAGGUUGGGCUGGGUUCUUGUCUCACUUAAGUCUGGGAGAAGAAGAUGCACCUUCAUGGAGAAGUGCUUCAGGAAUACGGUGACGAGUAGUCCUUGUGGUCAGAUACCCACUUCAGCAUGGAGGAGCUCUGUGCAUCUGAUCCACUCCUCUGUUCCCUUUAUGUGCUCAUCCAUGGAUGCUGUGGGCUUUUGUUUUUUUUCCCUUUCCUGAGACCUCUGGUUUCUUUCUUCUGAGACUGUUUAAAUUGACCUUAGUUAGCCUCUGUGUUUCCAGUCUGUAUUUCCAUAGAAAUACUCUGACACCUUAUUGUCUGCCUCUUGCUUUCAAGCCUGAUGGGCCAGCUCUGGCUUUAAGGUGUGUGUGGUUGCCUAACUGAUGGGGUGGAUGCAGGAGCCAUUCUUAGCCAAGGUCUGAGGACUUCUCUCUGAAGAGAAGUUGAGGAUCCAUACAUGGAGUGAGAACUAAUUUUUUUU
Messenger RNA from Mus pahari (shrew mouse), 3559 nucleotides. It is a transcript of the gene Emc1, whose product is annotated as ER membrane protein complex subunit 1. The transcript is spliced from 24 exons. Bases 14 to 3007 code for a protein of 997 amino acids. Gene Ontology annotation, cellular component: EMC complex. Gene Ontology annotation, molecular function: protein binding. Gene Ontology annotation, biological process: protein folding in endoplasmic reticulum. NCBI's taxonomy places the organism in Eukaryota, Metazoa, Chordata, Mammalia, Rodentia, Muridae. The record is from RefSeq and is a predicted model, not a curated record.